UCGAGCUUAAUAGCGUGCUCGCAGGUUUACCGACGGCGUGAACUCGACGUGAUGGUGCUCCUCUUGGGGUCGGGGCACGUCCCCUUGGCCACGGAGCUGACGAUGCUGCUGGGUACGCUCGGACGGGUCGGACGCCGCAUCCCAGUGCUCGCAGUACUGGGCGUCACCGACAUGGAUGCGGAGUCCCGGUACGCCGAGGCCAUCAUCAAGGAGCUCAUCCUCGAUCGACGGUGGAAAAUAGCCGUCGCACUUCAGCUCUUCAACGCCGAGGACAGUCCCGUGCCUGUGUACACGUCCGCGCUCUCCCUGCGGCCUGGAGUACGCUGCUUCGAGAACUGGACGCCCAUGGCCCUGGAGCGGUUGUGGACGCCGGGGAGCACGCUGCGGCUGCAGGCCUUGGAAAAGCCCCGGCGCCAUGACGACCUGCGUGGGUGCGUCGUCAACAUGGCGUACGUUUCUUCGCCCCCAUUCGUCUUCGUCGAUGAUCAAGUAUUCGGGAUAGACCUCGACGUCGCAAGAUUUUUCGCGUAUGGCAGCAAUGCAAGCCUCAACAUACUCCACGGGUCACAGGCUGUACCGAAGUUAGAGUCUGGACAGGCAGACAUGGUGCUGGGUGGCCUGUUCCCUCGCCCGAGUACACGCGGCCAGUACACCUAUAGCGAUCUGUACACGUACGACGCGGUAGGGUGCUACACCCUGCGGACCCGUAGGCUUCCGAGGUGGCAGUACCCCUUCAGGGUGAUAUCGCUCAAGGCGUGGGCGAGCAUCUUGGGUCUCAUGGUUGUGAUAGUGGUAGCUCUGGAGCAUGACAACGGCCGGGGCCCUGUGGCUAACGCCAUGACCGUUGUGGGCGUGCUCUGGGAGGGCAACCCUGCGCCCCGAACAAACUCUGGCCGCACCGCCUUUUACGUCUUCAUGUGGACCUUUUUCUGCCUGCACUUUACUCCAGCCUACCGAGCAGCUCUGUCAAUGGCAAACCUUAACUCCUUGAAAGAACCGGGACUUACCGACCUUGACGACGUAAAGCGGGUACUUAUGCUUUCGGAUGAUAUGAUGCCCCUGAUGGCAGAGUACCCCAAAUUGAACAAAUUGCUGCCAUUGGUUGAGAUUUGCAACUCGCCCAUAAACUGCUCCAACGAGGUCAUGCGUGAUCUACAUCACACUGCCCUUAUCAUGUCGAAAUGGACGUAUUGGUUCUUCGACCAGAUAAUUCUGAAAGACGGUCGAGGCCGCCCCAUCCUCCAACUUUACAAGGAUCCAAUGGCGACCUUCCACGUGAGCGUUAUGACCUCGCCGGAUUCUCCCAUCAUGCUCGCGCUAAACCGCAUCACGGCUAUUGUGAUGGAGUCAGGGCUUGUGAGAAAAUCUGUGGAGUACUACCGCCACAGGUUCAACUUGUUGUCCGGAGUCGCCGAACUGCAGCGAAAGACUUCGUACCGACCGAGAGCCCUUGGCAUGCGUCAGAUCCUCGCUGCGUUAAGCAUCCUGGCCGCCGGUCUCCUGGUGUCUCUGGUCAUAUUUCUCGGCGAGAUGCAGCUGGGUGGGCGUUACUAGCCGCCAGCUGAGCGACGACUGCUACCAAUUGGCCUGAGGUCCCUGAAAUUCUCCAGUAGGUUCGCAGUCACGCCGGCCGCGUCAACGAGGGUGACGUUAGCUUGGACGGAUUGAGCUGAAGCAAAGUUUAACUGGCUCGAACUAACUUGCUUCUGAAAUAAAGUAGCAGACGCUCUUAGCCACUUACAUUAAUACUUGAUUCAAUAUCAUGAUUUCGUGUACGCUGUAUACCUCACAUUCAUAGGCGCUGCAAGAAACGCCGCGACAAGUUUAGUUGUG
Messenger RNA from Frankliniella occidentalis (western flower thrips), 1833 nucleotides. RefSeq lists its product as uncharacterized. The transcript is spliced from 7 exons. Lineage: Eukaryota; Metazoa; Arthropoda; Insecta; Thysanoptera; Thripidae. The record is from RefSeq and is a predicted model, not a curated record. Bases 52 to 1554 code for a protein of 500 amino acids.